AUGGAUAUUUCUCAAGUUCAGGCUUUAGAAAUUAAAGAUCGCAGAGCUGAAGCUCUAGGCAAUCUUCAAGUCCUCCCCGAUGAACUUAUCUGCUCUAUUUUAGACAAUCUCACUCCUCGCGAUGUCUCUCGCUUCGCAUGUGUUAGCAGUGUGAUGUACAUUUUAUGCAAUGAGGAACCACUGUGGAUGAGUCUGUGUCUUAACAGGGUCAACGGUCCGCUUCAGUAUGAAGGCUCCUGGAAAAAAACUGCACUGCAUCUAGAGAAUGUUCCAGAAGAAUAUCAAGAACGUUGCGGAAAACCACUUCAUUUUAAUGGGUUCAGCUCUUUGUUUUUGUAUAGAAGAUUAUAUAGAUGUCAUACGACUUUGGAUGGGUUUAAUUUUGAUGGUGGCAAUGUGGAAAGAAAGCAAGGCAUCUCUCUGGAAGAAUUUUCUCAAGAGUAUGAUGGGAGAAAACCGGUUUUGCUUACUGGAUUGGCUGAUACAUGGCCAGCACGGACUACAUGGACAAUUGACCAGCUUUCUCUGAAAUACGGAGAUACUGCUUUUAGGAUUUCUCAGAGGAGCUGUAAGAAAGUCUCAAUGAAAAUGAAAGAUUAUGUAUCAUACAUGAAUCUUCAGCAUGAUGAGGAUCCCCUAUAUAUUUUUGAUGACAAGUUUGGGGAAACUGCACCCAGCUUGUUGAAGGAUUACAGUGUUCCUCAUCUAUUUCAAGAAGACCUCUUUGAUGUCUUAGAUGGAGAGCAGAGACCACCAUUUAGAUGGCUUAUUAUCGGGCCGGAGAGAUCCGGUGCCUCAUGGCAUAUUGAUCCAGCACUCACCAGUGCUUGGAAUACUCUUCUAUGUGGCCGUAAAAGGUGGGCCUUGUAUCCUCCUGGAAGGGUACCUUUAGGUGUCACCGUGCAUGUUAAUGAAGAUGACGGUGAUGUCAAUAUCGACACACCAUCAUCAUUGCAGUGGUGGUUAGAUUUUUAUCCACUUCUUGCUGACGAAGACAAGCCAAUUGAGUGUACCCAACUACCUGGGGAGACAAUUUUUGUUCCAAGUGGAUGGUGGCACUGCAUCCUGAAUCUUGAACCAACUAUUGCUGUUACACAAAAUUUUGUGAACUCCAGAAACUUUGAAUAUGUAUGUUUAGAUAUGGCACCUGGUUAUCGUCAUAAAGGAGUUUGCCGAGUUGGAUUGUUGGCUCUUGAUGAUAAUGGUCUUGAGGAUGUCAAAAUGAAUAUGGAAUAUGAUAAAGACAAUCUGAGUUAUGCAGACCUAACAAGGAAAGAGAAGAGGAUCAGAGUUCAAGAACCUGGCAAAGAUCCCAAAUAUAUAACAGCUGCUAAUGGUGCCUCUAAAAGGUACGAUAUGUGGAAACAAGAGUUUUCUUAUGAUAUAAAAUUCUUAGCCAUGUUUUUGGACAAAGAAAAAGACCACUACAGUUCUCCAUGGAGCUCAGGCAACAGCAUUGGACCACGAGAAAUGAGAGUAUGGUUGUCAAAGCUUUGGGUUGGAAGGCCAGGACUGAGAGAGCUGGUAUGGAAGGGAGCAUGCCUUACAUUACAAGCGGACAAAUGGUUAGAUUGCCUGGAAGAAAUUUGUGCUUUCCACAAUUUGCCUUCUCCAACAGCUGAUGAGAAGCUUCCUGUUGGCACGGGUAGCAAUCCUGUUUAUCUCCUAGCUGACUCUGCAAUUAAGAUCUUUGUUGAAGGAGGGUUGGAAGCUACAAUGCAUGCUUUAGGCACUGAGCUUGAGUUCUAUAGUCUGCUGUCCAAAGUUAAUUCCCCUCUGAAAAAUCAUGUUCCUGAAGUUUUGGCAAGUGGGAUUCUUUAUCUUGACAAUGGAGCUCUUAAAAUUGUGCCUUGGGAUGGCAAAGGAGUGCCUAUUGUGAUUGGUAACUGCAAUCUGAUUCCAGAAAAUUGCAAAGAAGAUGAUUUCCCUUUUGGUGUGUGGGGCAAGAAACAACUUGAAUGUAGAAAAGCCGGGUUGCCAAUGAAUGAGCCAAUAAAUUCUGCUGGAUGCACAAGCAUAUGGCCAUUUAUCAUAACAAGGAGAUGCAAAGGAAAGAUAUUUGCUCAAUUAAGAGAUAUGUUGUCAUGGGAAGAGGCAUUAAACUUGACUUCCUUUUUGGGUGAGCAGCUGCGCAACCUUCAUCUCUUACCCUAUCCAUCUUUAAAGAAGUCAACUUUCUCAGAUAUUGCACUAAAAGUAAAGUCGCCAUCUGCUGAUGGUUAUAUGGAGGAUAUUCCCUCACCAGACAUUCCUGCAGAAUGGAAAAUCUUCGUCACAACUCUAUACAGGAGAAAGAUGAAUGGGGAUCCCAUUCCUAGAGCCCUGAUAGAGAAAGUUGAUGAUUACAUCCCUGAUGAUUUUACAAAGCUGUUCAAUACAUACCAGGAUGAAAAUGGCAUGAACAGAAUCUGUAAGCCUUGCUCCUGGAUACACUUAGAUAUUAUGGAUGACAAUGUUCACAUGGAACUGUAUGGGAAUAGCUCAUGCUUGGGGGGCAAUGCUUCGGAUACUUGUUUGGCAGACAAUGGUUGCAUUGGCGGCUAUAGUGACAGUGAUGUUGAUAAAUCAUGGCGUCCUAGCCACAUUCUUGAUUUCAGUAAUCUUUCUAUUGGUGACCGCAUUUAUGAUGUGAUACCGAUAUACUUGGAUAUCUUUAGAGGCGAUCCCAGUCUCUUCAAGCUUUUCUUAGAGAGCUAUAAACUACCUUUUUUGAUAAGAAACCAGGAGGAAUCAACUGAUGGUGGUGACAAGUUUGGGAGACUUUCAUACCAUGCAAUGUGCUACUGUAUUUUACAUGAAGAGAACAUCUUGGGAGCUAUUUUCAGUAUUUGGAAGGAACUCAGAAUGGCUAAGUCAUGGGAAGAAGUUGAGCUGGCAGUGUGGGGUGAACUGAAUAAUUAUAAAAGUGUCGCUUGA
Dovyalis caffra is the source of this 2916-nucleotide messenger RNA. NCBI's taxonomy places the organism in Eukaryota, Viridiplantae, Streptophyta, Magnoliopsida, Malpighiales, Salicaceae. The record is from the annotation of a GenBank genome assembly.